GUAGAGCAUCCGAUUUGAUCAGACAAACGAUCAUGCAGUUGAUUGGACCCAACUCUUCUCCUGUCCAGGAAGAUGACGAAUCGUCCCCCGAACUUGUUCUGACUCAAGAGGAUAAGGGUUUGACAGAUGAGCAGAGAGAAGAGCUUUUUACAGUUAUUUUUACCAGAGGAGGAAGAGUCCCAGUGAUCGGCAAACCCGACUGGAAUAUAAUUAUUCACAAGUCGCCGGAGAACGGGAUAAUCCACCUGUGUAUCGAGUAUUUGAGCAACCAUAAAAGGGGCUUCCUUUAUAAAGCUGAGAGGUUAUGUACCAAGCGAAAUUGCUAUCAGAACAAGAACACAUUAUCGAGUGACGUUUUACCUAAAUGUCUCCUGCACAGAGAUCGGUGGAUGUACAGCGUGGCGACAGUUACGGAUUACGAGGAGAGAGAUGUUCUGGUGCAAAUUCACACGAAGUUUGGAAUUUCUUAUCCGUUUAAUUCGUUAGACUUGGACAAACAUUUGCAGGCACAAUUGUAUGUUGGAAAAAAUGUUCUGCACUAUCAAACGUGGAAGGAUUAUAGUGACCAAAAAAAGGUCAAAAACAGUCGUCUCAUCCCCAAGGUUCUCUCCAUCAACCACUUUGAAAACGAGGAGGAUGCUUUAAAACGGCUGUCAUUUGAGACGACUAUAGGAAUGUUUAUGAAACUCGCCCCAAGUACUCCUUUCGUCAAUUUGGACAAUCUCAUCCCCCUGUGUCACGGUAUGGAGCGAGAAAUCGAUGAGCGACUGAAAGAGAUGGGGAUGGAGUUGAAAAUUCGUCGUCAAUUAACACCGGAUGAGAAGAAGGUACUGGAAUAUCCCCUCGGAGAGUAUCUGUACGGAUCAGGGGCAGUUUCAGAACAGAAGGCAGAAAAGGGAAAGGCAUUUCUCUAUGUCAUUCAUAGCAGAGACAUGUGGUAUUUUGGCUGGAGUGACACGCCUGGAUUCCAGAAUCGACUGAAAAGAGAUGAGAAGACUGAUGGUGCUAGUAUGUAUAAGAAGAUUACGGAAGAAAGAGCCAAACUGAGUGGAAUGCGAGCCCCCACAAUUACCUGCUCUCUUUUAGCAAAAUGUGACAAAAAGGAAGCGACGAAGAUCGAGGCUAAGAUGAUAAUUUCUGGCUAUAUUGCCUAUUUGUUAGGAUGUCACAAUCCCCUCCGCCGCCUCCCUUCUAGUCAAUGUUAUUCUACGAAUAAGUGUGUCUCUCUAAGUCUCAUUGAUUCUGAUUCAUGGGGUGAAAUUGUUGAUUUUGUAAAGUUUUUUUGGGGGGUGGAGCCAAUGUUGGCUAAAUUUUAGUGAUUAAUAUGGAUUAUUGUUAUCACCUUAUACAUUUGUAAUAAAUUAAUGAAUUAAUUCUCGCAAA
Molecule: messenger RNA, 1383 nt
Organism: Folsomia candida
Lineage: Eukaryota; Metazoa; Arthropoda; Collembola; Entomobryomorpha; Isotomidae
Exons: 3
Coding region: 33-1316 (427 amino acids)
Source: RefSeq, a predicted model, not a curated record